CAUCCCCAUCCCACUUCAUCCCCAUCCCCAUCCCCAUCCCCAUCCCCAUCCCCAUCCCCAUCCCCAUCCCCAUCCCGCCUCCGCCGGGGCCCUCCCACCGCGGCUCUGCCCGCCCUCCGCCGCGCCGGGCGCGGGAGCGGCAGCGGCGCUUCGCUGCGGCGGGGCCGGGCGGGCGGCGAGCGCUGCCGCUGCCGGGGGGGGGGGGGGGGGGGCCGUGCCGCGGCGGGGGGUGGGGGGGGUGGGGGGGGCCAUGCGGCCGCGCCGCCCGCCCGCCGCGCCGCCCGCCCGCCGCCCGCCCGGCGACCGGCGAGGCAGCGCCCGGCGGCGGGCGGGAUAAUGCGGCUGCUCAGCCCGCAGGCACCGCCAGCGGGGCGCCCCCGCCGCCGCCAUGUCCCCCCCGGCCUCGGCGGCCGCCGCCAGCGAAGGAGGCAGCAGCACGCCGGUGCCUCCGGAGGAGGAGGCGGAGGGGGCCCGAGAGGAGCAGCGGCCAGUGAAGCAGUCUCUCAGCAAGUCCCUGUGCCGAGAGUCCCACUGGAAAUGCCUGCUGCUGUCCCUCCUCAUGUACGGCUGCAUGGGAGCCAUGACCUGGUGCCAUGUCACCAAGGUGACCCGGCUGACCUUUGACAGUGCUUACAAGGGCAAGUCCAUGAUGUACCACGACAGCCCCUGUUCCAAUGGCUAUGUCUACAUCCCCUUGGCCUUCCUGGUGAUGCUCUACGUGGUGUACCUGGUGGAAUGCUGGCACUGCUACACCCGCAACGAGCUGCAGUACAAAGUGGACGUGGAGAGCGUGCACGAGCGUGUGCAGCGGAUGCAGCAGGCGACUCCCUGCAUCUGGUGGAAGGCCAUCAGCUACCACUACGUCCGCAGGACCCGACAGGUUACCCGCUACCGCAACGGGGACGCCUACACCACCACCCAAGUGUAUCAUGAGCGGGUCAACACCCAUGUGGCAGAGGCCGAGUUUGAUUAUUCCAACUGUGGAGUUAAGGACAUUUCCAAGGACCUCAUUGACUUGGAGAGCUACCCGGCCACGCGGCUCCGCUUCACCAAGUGUUUCAGUUUUGCCAACGUGGAGUCGGAGAACUCCUACCUGACCCAGCGGGCCCGCUUCUUCACGGAGAACGAGGGCCUAGAUGACUACAUGGAGGCCAGGGAGGGGAUGCACCUCAAAAACGUGGACUUCAAGGAAUACAUGGUGGCCUUUUCCGACCCAGACAACCUGCCUUGGUACGUAUCCCACUACGUCUUCUGGGUGGCGGCUCUGCUGACCCUAUCCUGGCCCCUGCGGGUGCUAAAUGAGUACCGCACCUCCUACGUCCAUUACCACGUGGAGAAACUCUUUGGGUUUGACUACGUGGCGGUGACACCGGCCGAGGAGCGCUCCUUCUGCCGGCGGAUGCCCCGCGUCAACACGGUGGACAGCACCGAGCUGGAGUGGCACAUCCGAUCCAACCAGCAACUGGUGCCCAGCUACUCGGAAGCCGUCCUGAUGGACUUGGUGGGGCUCUCCGGCUGCACCAGCUACUCCGCUUGCCGGUACGGGGGUUACCGGCAGAACUGUGAGCGGUGCCACAGGACUAUAAGCAGCUCCUCCAUCUUCUCCCGCAGCGCCCUGAGCAUCUGCAACGGCAGCCCCAGGAUCCCCUUCAGCAGCAGCCGCUUCUCCCUGGGCCGCCUGUACGGCUCGAGACGCAGCUGCCUCUGGCAGAGCCGGAGCGGCAGCCUGAACGAGCAGAGCUGCCCCACCGAGCAGACCCGCCUCUCCAGCCAGGUGACCGUGGAGGAGGAAGACCCCCCUCCUUACCAGGAUGCCCUCUACUUCCCCAUCCUCAUCGUGCACCGCAACGAAGGCUGCCUGAACCACGACCACCGUCACCUCCACCGCAACGGGUCCUGCGUGGAGACCUCACUGUGAAAGCAGAGGGCGGUGAGAUCUCGUUGUCCGUUGCCUGGCCCCAGCCAGCACGGGAUUUGGGGAGCGGAGCUCAAGGGAGGGAGAUGGCCUAGGAGGACAUCAGGAUGGAGCGGACACGGCGCCUCGCUCCGGCAGCCAGCGAAAGCUCCCCCCGCCAUGGCUCUGACCUCCCAGUGGGGUGAGUGCUGAUGCUCCCCCCUGGCAUGGCACAGAACUCUAGACCGACCACCACAUGCAAAAAAAAAAAAAAACAAAACAAAAACAAAGAAACAACAAAAAAAAAACAAACCAAAAACCAAAACCCAACCAAACCAACUCCAAAACCGUAAUUCAUGGCAUCGAGAUCUGAAGUGGGGAAUAAAAAGACAGGCCUGAUGCGGGAAGGGGGCUGCUUUGGCUCCCGGCCCUGGCUCCAGGCUGGCUCGUGCUCCGAGGAACCGGCAGGCACCAGAAAGCGCCCCGCCGCACCUCUGCCCAUCCUGCUGCCCACGCGGGAGUGAGACCCCUCGCAGGGUGGAGGGGAACAGCCCCCUUAGGAGCAGCAUGGAACUGCCUGUGCCUAAAGGUCUGGGGCAUCCAGGCACCUGGAGCUGAGCGGCAGGUUAGAGCAAAGGCUGAAAGCCGCGAAUCCAGCUCUUCCCCUACCCCCCCCCCCCCGACCGUUCCCCACCCUCCCCGCUUUUUUUUUUAGACCAUGCUCCGACUGUUACUCUGUUCUCACUGCUGGGGAUGGCACCACCUCCAGAGGAUCCCGGGCUCGGCUCCUUAGGAAGCUUCGGCACGCCAGCUCUGAGAGUCAGCAUCCCCUAGGUAAAGGGCUUUCUGUCUGGGAUUACAGCAGGCAGGCAGCACUGGGGAAGGGAUGAAUGCUCAAACCCAGAUGGAACGGAGAUCUGCAGCGCUGCUGAUCCGCUUGCUGGAGGAGGGCUCAGCUGGAAUGAGAAAAUGGGAGGCCCCCGGGUGAGCUGGGGAAGGGGGAGAGGGUGGCACUGGGACAGGUAUCGUGGCAAUAGGUGGUGCGUCAAGUGGCUGGGGUCCCUUGCUGGCUUUGAAAUGAGUCCUGAUCGGUUCAGAAAAGCAUCAGGGAAGGCUCUGGUAGGUUCAGUGGCAGUUCACCUGUGGAUAAUAGAGCAGCAGGUUAGUGCAUGUCUGUAAGAGUGAAUUUUGCAUGAGAUCAGGCUGGGCUCUGGCUACAGACUCUGAGCUGCAGGCUCCUGGCAGCUCGGCUUUGGCAGAGACCUCUGAGGGGCUGGGAGGGAGAAAUGCAAAAGCACGCUGGAGCAUCGGGAGCCUGGGCUGGGGAAAUGAGGAGCAAAGGGAUUCCUUUUCUGUGGGGCCCCACUGUGGGUGCAGGACCCAUGGGUGGGGCACAGGGAGGCAUCUGCUGUGAGGGAUACUCUGCAGAACAGAGGCUGGGGAUGCGUUAGAGGGGAGCCAACUUAAAACCGAGCAGUUUGCGCUGCAGAGGUUUUUUCAAAGAAGUAUCAGGCUGUGAGAAGCGAGGUGGCUUCUGCGUAGCCCUUUAGCCCCUGUGUUCCUCUGCCUUGCUCUUUGUCAGGGCAGGUUGGCCUGCUCUGAGCUUUGUGCUGUCCCUUCUACCCUGCUGUAAGGGAUCUUGGUGACGUUGAGCAAGGAGCCUUUGUGUCACUGAAUCUGCAUCAGUGGCUGCAGCAUGGAGGCACCCAGCUUUUCCUUCUCUGUCAACACAUCCCUGGAUCUCUCAUGUCCCUGUUCUCAGAAAAGCUGUCUCCUUUUCAGUCAGCUCUUUGGGGGAGUGCAUGGCGAAUCAGCCAGCAAUUUCUCCAGACAGCACUGCUCCUCAGCCUCAUGAUGCUUCUCUCAUCAGCUGAGAUAAACCGGCUGAGAGCAGCAGGUCUUGUGUGACAAGAGCAAGUCCAUUAUCACCUGGGCAUUCGGGCUUGGUGUCUGCCUCUGCAUCCAUCGCAGAAGGGCAAGAUGUAACAGCAAAUAGUGAGGCAUUUAGUCCAGCUUGUCUUCCUCCUGCCAACUAUUAAGGAAGGGUCUGUUUCUCUAGUCAUGCUGCUGUACUGCUUCACCUCCCAGGUCUUGGGGAGGCUGCAAGUGCACCCCUCCACCACAUCAGUCUGCUUUUGAAAAUCAUCUCUUGCUGUCAAGCCUGGAGCAGUCAGCGGCUGCAGGCAUCGUAAGGCUCCGCUUGGCUUUGGUCUGUUCUUCUGCUCUUUGUGCCUCGGGUCUCUUGGUCAGCGUAUCUUGCCUUUCAUGCCAGCUUGUCCUCCUGGAUAUCAAGUGCCAGACUCCAAACAAUGGCAGUUUGAACAGAAGGGCCCUGAAAAUCCCACUCUGUUAUGACUCUGUCUUGUAAUCUGCCCUUACUCUCGCUACCAGACCUAGAUGUUGGCUUAAAUAGGAGGGUCCCUUUGAGAACAGGGAAGCAUAAGGUGUGGCACAUCCCUCUUGCCGUUUUGUUCUCAUUACUGGCAGAUUCAGACUGGGUGAAAGCAGCUACAGUCCCCUUGGCUGCCCUGGGAUUUCCUUGCUUAGUCAUGAUAUUUGGCUUACUGUGCGCUUGUGUUUCUCUCUCCAAGGGCCUAAUGUAUGCCAAGGCCAAUGCCGAGGGUCCUCAUGACUCUGGGGAGAUAAUGGUGUGUGCUUGUACGUCCCAGUAAAUCAGGAGAUGUUCAGUCAGUGCAACAGGUCAUUAGGUUAGUGAGGAGCAUGGUCCACUUGUCCUUCCCAGUCUGUUCUCUUUGAAAUCUCCUACACGUUGCUUAAAUUAGGCUGUGAUGGCUUGUCUUUCUGUCUCCAGCCUCCAAGGUGCCUUGGACAGAUGGAUUUAUCUAAGAUUUGGCAGGCUUUUUAGCUCCCUGGGGCAAAGACAGUCCUCAUAAUAGGGACAGAUUACUGGGGUCUCUGUGCCCCUGUCCUUUAGCACCUGCAGUAGAGUUCUGCUUCCAGGCACCUUGUCCUUGGCUCUUUCCAGGCCUUUUCAUGAGAUUGCCUCAACUUGUUCCUCCAGCCCCAUUUUCACCCAUGAAAUCUUAUUAUGAAGGUGGUCUGUCCAGAUAGACGCAUGUAUCUUUGAGGGAUGGCUGCUGCCCUGGCCAGCAGGAUCCAUGCAGAGUCUCCCUGUUGCUGAACACCUUCUCCAUGCACAUAGUGCCAGCCACAGCCAGGUCCCAGACGUAGUCCCAGUGCCAUGGUCUGUGGCCGUCCCAGACCCACAGCACCCUGAGAAGUGGGACCUCUCUAAUCAGUGCUCCCCACUGUGUGCCAGGAUUUCUUGAAGAUCCUUUUCUCAUAUUCUUGGCCCUGCUACCCAACCGCACCUGGUGGAGCUGUCUCUCCAGCCUACUCCAUUCUCGCCAGGCUAGAGACCUUCCUGCCCCAUCUUAGGCUCAGGAAAGGGUUCAUGGCAGACAACUGGGCUCUCCCUCCCCACUCCCAGCAUGGGAUGCAGCCGGCAGAAAGGGUGUGCGUGUAUAGGUUUCCUCCUAAGUGUCAGUGUGGGACCCUAGAGCCCAGGGCAAAAGGCAGCUGAUUAAUUUCUCCUUGCGGCUCAGGCUUUCAGCACAGACAGCCAGAGAUGGUCUGUCCCUGUUCUGGCACACAGCCUUUCCGCGAUGGAGUGGUCCCAUCUCCUCGGCACACAGACAUCCACUCGCCGCAGCUCCAGGCUGAGCAGCAGUCAGGCGUCUGCUCUUCCUGCAGACUUGUGUCUGCUCUCUGCCGUGUCUGUGUCGGUGCUGAUGAUUCCUUUGGCAGCUCAUUCGAUGGCCCAGUCUGCUCCUCUCGUGGUAGCCUGCUCCCUUAUAUCUAACCUGAAUGCUCCCUGCUGUAUCUUAAUCCCCUUACUUCUCCUCCAUUGACUGGUAAGUCUAAUUGGCUCUGCUCUUUUUCCCCAUGGUCUUCCCGACACAAGCAGGCGUUAUCUGGUCGCUGCAGCCUUCCCACCGCCAAUCCCAGGGUCUUUUCUCCCCCAGGAUCUCGCUGGGCAGACCCUGGCUUGCAUGGUGGUGCAGAGGUUUUCCCAGUGUAGGAAGUCUGUCCUUCCUGGUCUGAGCCCAGUCUGGGCAAGAGGAGAGGGCCAAAGGCGCAAGCAGUGUCUUGGUCUGUCAGGGUGGCUGUAUCCUCAUUUCUGGUGCAGAAGUUCUCUUCAAAGUCAGUGAAGUACACAGAGCUGCUGGCCCCUUAUGCAAGGAAAGCAGGACAACCUGCAGUACCCACUGGGAAGGGGAAAGCCAGGUGCUUGUCGGUACCAGGAGUCAAUAACUAGAGGAUCUCUGCAAACAGACGGUUUUGGUUUUUUCCAUACGUCAUUCACCCGUUGCAGUCUUCAAAGUGCCAAGAGCCAGGCUCAGCACUGCACUUGUCAGCACACUCUCCUCGCAUACCGGGGUGAGUGAGGCGGGAACGCUGCCAGCUCCUCGUCCUGGCCCUUCAUGGCACUAAUACAUCCCUAGAAGAGAGCUAGUCCUUACUGCUGCAAGGCUGGACAGUAAGUUUGGGAUAUUUGGUGUUUCCUGUUGCCAGUAUACUUGUAUACAGUAUACAGGUACUUAAAAGCUCUCCAGCUUUCCUGAACUAGAAAGAGAGAACGAGCGUGUGAGAAGCUCUGGAUUAGCUGAUCUUCAAGACACAUCACCCAUUUAUCCAUCUGUCAGCACACACUGAAAACCUGCCAGAUGGUGCCUACCAUUUCGCUUGUGCAGAACCAGGCGGUGACACCAACCAGGCUGGUGGUACUUGAGCCCACUGUGUGUCCUGCAGACCACACCAAGGAGGGGGAUUUCAGAGAGGGCUUUCAGACUGAGCAACUCCAGGGGCAUUCGUUAGGACAGGGAGAGGAAAUCUCAGUUUACGGCCAAGGCCAAGCCUUCCGGAGUCACACACCAGGCAAAUUCUCGGGAUUAACGCUGGGGAAACUGCUGUUUUUCUGAGGUCAAACAAGCACACCCCCUUCCCUUUCCACUCCCCAUAAAAUGCACGUGUUAGAGACCCGGCGUGUCCCUGCCCGCUUUGAUGUCUCUCCACUCAAGAGUCUGCAGAGCUGUUUAGUAACUGAUGGAUGCUCACAGGGAGGGGACUGCAAGAAGAGGCUUAUUAAGUGGAAGUUUAGGAAAAUUAGGUAGCAUCCAAUGUUGGUUAAACAGUGCCUGCUGAUUUGCCUGUGGGAAGAAUAAUACCUUUCAAGCUCUCCUUCCAACCUUUCCAACCAUGGCUUCAGUACUGCUGUCUAGUAUCACCAGGGUGCUGCCUUAUUUUUAGCAGGGUAAAACCAUGCUGCAGUGUGCUCCUACUCUGUUGCAGUAGCUCUGGGGCAUGGGUCUGAAAUACUACACCAUCACCAAGAAGUUGUGUUGCCAGAGAGCUACAAGUCUCAAUUUGUGAUGUGUGCUGCUAAUCAUGUUUCGUUCCUAUUUGGUGGUUAGAAUAAGGUCUGUUUGAAUAUGAUCUGGAUCCAGACCAUCUCAGAAAAGGGACGUGGUUUAAGUGUUAGCUCUGUUUGGUAACGCUGCCUCCUGUGAUGUAUGUGGGCCUAGAGUCUCCACCAAGCCAGGUAUUUGUGGGGACCAAAAGCUGGUUCAUAGGACCUGGGAGUCCAGUGGGGAUUUGGGGCCUACCUAGGGCUCUUUUCCCCGUGGGCAUUCUCGAAAAAGGGGAAAGGGGCUUAGUCACAUUUCAGGUAGAAAUUAAUGUGUCAUGUUCAUUCCUAGUGUAAUUUUAUUGAAGUCAGUGGUACUAUACCAAUGUGAGCUUGGCUUAGCAACUUCUCAGAGUGGUCUGUCCUUGAGACCAGACAAAUUGAUCUGUCACAGCCUUGCUUUUAUGCAUAGAGUUCAUGCUGGGAUUUGGCCAACAUGAAUGAAUGUUGAAUAUCUACUGUCUCUGCAAGCAGUGGGUUGAAUUGUUCUGCUCUACUGCCUCCAUCACAGCUGCUCCGCCAAGGGAAACGUUAUGCCCGUGGAUGCGAUCUCAUCAACUCUCUCAAAAGCAAGCUAACAAGCAAAUUGACCUCCACCGUACUGGGAGAGGAGCCUUCCCACAGGACUGUAGUCUUUCCGCACACGAGGGAAAAGAGGUCCCAAGGACAGAACUGAACCUGCAAGACCCAUGGCCUCAAGGCCUCCUGUUCCUUCUUCCCUUCUCAUCUAGUCUGUCUCUCCUGGGAGAGGGGCAGUUUCUUUGUGGAGUUCAGCAAGCUCCUCUUCCUGCAGCUCCUAAACAGGCUCUACUGACAGGUACAUCGUCCACCUAUGCAACACUUCCAGAAGCUGCCGAGUUUUCAGGAGCCCGUUACAAUGUGCAGCAUGGCCAUCCAGCACUGAGAAUAAGCACAGCGGCUGCUGGAAAACUAAGUGGGUUUUAUUCCUCUCCCCCUCCCAAGGAAGAGUGUUUUUGUUGGGGAUUUUUUGUUUGUUCAUUUGGUUUUUGUAAACUUCAUUUGGGCAAAUGAAGCUUGUGAGAAAUCGGUGCCCAUCCUGAACCCUCCCCAGUCCUUUGAACUUCGGGAACGGAUGGAUCACCUACUGUGAUUAUAAUUUAGCAGAUUUUGUAGAGCAGAGUAACUUCACACACAGACACAUGAGGUUCUUUCACUCUCCAUCAGCACAAGCUGCUUCUGCGAUCUUAGCUACUCACAUUAGUGAAAGAAAAAGCCUAGCUAGAAUGUGGUGAGAUGACUUAGUAUUUUGUAUCAGUCCCAUGGUCCCCAUGUCCAUUAGCAGCGCCGUCAGCUGCCGUGCCAUGAAUUUGGAUUUUGGAUGGCAGCCCCUGAACCAGUCAGGGUGAAAACGUUUGGAAAAACCCACGCCUGAGUCUAUAUGUGUCCCCAGAAGCAGACGCAAAGAGAGGAUCAGCGGAAAGCAGCCGUCGCCUCCUGCUCAGCCCAGCCAGAAGCUGGUGGGCUCUGUUCGUGCGGCACCUGCCCUCCCCGGGAGAGCCGGUCCCCGGGGGCCGAGCAGAGGGGAAUGAAAGUAACGGCACGUCUGACGAAGCAGCAUGCACAGCACCCUUCUGCCGGCUGGGGAAAAAGCGGCGCCAGCAAGAACCCAAAAUAACAGGAUUUCACUUUGGAAAUGCCAACGGCUUUUUCAAACUGAAAUGAGACUGAAAGGCCUUAACAGUUGUGAGAAGCGUUUCACGUUGCUGUUCUUUGCUUAAAAAAAAAAAAAAAAAAUUGAUUUUUAACAACAAGGUGGGUUUAACCACUCCAGCCGGCUCGGUUAGAAAUGCGCAGUGCUGGCGGAGAAGAAAUGCUCGAGGAAGAUUGGGAUGGUGACCCUGUGGCUUCGCAGUGGGGUAGGCUGAUCAGGGGCAGAGGCUGGAGUUUAAAAUCUUCCUCUGCCCCUGGAGGUGUGACCUGGCUGUCCACCCACGCGUGUGCGUGUGGCAGGGCGGGUUUCUGCGUGAUCGUGUGCACGGCCGGGACCCGCGGCCCCGCAGAGGGUUGGCGCGUUUGUGGCUUUGGUUUGGUGUCGCCCAUCCGUCCUUGGGGCAGGGGCUCUGCAGGGUGGCAGAGCAUUGCUUGUUCCUUGUGAGAGGAAACUCCUGACCUGGUUUUUGUGAGGAAAUGGUGUGAAGUGUCACAUUGGCUGUAGCGAGUGGCAGGGAGCCGGGAUAAAAGCGUGGAGCAAGCUGUGUUUGAGAACAAGCUAAUCCCUUGCUGGCUGCCUCAACUGGGAGAGCCGCUGGAUCUGCUCCCUGGCCAACACUCUCCAGCUCUUCUCACCUUCCCCAGACCUGAUGUGCAAGCUGUCAUCCCUCUGAGCUGGCCAAAGCACCCCGCACCCCUGAACUCCUCCGAGGCCGUGCGUUCACAUCGUUUUGGUCCUCUCCCUGCUAGGCACUGUGGGUGACCCUGGCGUUGACCACGGUGACCUCAGGCGUGCUGGUGGCCAGACCUCGCCACAACCUGCUGGUUUGCCGGCUCACAGCCUCCCAACAGUGCUCCCGGCCCUGGCGUGCCUCCUGCUCGUUAGGUGGAGAGACAGCACAGCCUGCAGAGCACUGCAGCACGUCCUGGCCUCACUUUUGCAUCACUUCAUGCUUUCCCAGAGAAUUUCGCAGCACCCCUCUUGAGCCUCUGUAGACAGGCUAAGUUCAACAGACCGAAGUUAGAAAACAGAAGGCCUUGAUAUUUUGGUGGUCCUGAUCUCCAGAGCCCUGGUGCUGUCCCUGGGGAGGAGAGGCAGGUUGGCUCUUGUGAAAGCAGUGUGUCUGCUGGGGGAAUCUCUGAACGUGGUCUCAGUGCUUCUCCACCGGGACCGAGGGCAGCUUUGCUGUGGGCUGAACAGGGCGCAGCUGAUGGAGGAGCUGGCUGAGGAGGGCAGAACAGCAUGUGAAUGCCCAGCAAGACGUCUGGAGAAAAAAAGGCUGCAGAAGAAGAGCUGUAAAAGGCUUUGCAAAUGCGGUGGUUUUUACAGGAGACAGAAGGCAAGACAGGGCAGGAGGCUGCUGUGCUGGAGCGGCGGGGAGAGAGCAGGGGAGACAGAGGGAGCAGGGAGCUUGAUGGAGGAGCUGGGGGAUAAAGCAGGCUUUCAAAGCAGGCUGUGCAUGCUCUGGCUGAGGAGACAGGCAGGAGGUAUUUCUGAGCUGAGGCGCCCAGGCCAAGCCUCGCUGCAUUGUCAGAGGAGCGAUGCUGCCUCCAAGCCCAGCACUGACAGCCUGAGCGUGUGUCACCAAACCGCAGUGGCUAAUGCAGCCACAAGGUGUAAAUGUCACUAAUGAAUAAAUUGCCUUGUGCCUUGGAGAGGCUAAUCCAUCACGGUCGGGGACAGGGAUCUGACAGGCUUGGCUAUUUCAGGCAUAGCCUGUAGGGAGGAGGAAUGCUUCAUUUCUGAGCCAUCCCCUCCACCUAGGGAAGCUGCUGCAGGGCUUGGCUCUGUGCUGCUCCCCAGCUUCCCAGCCGCAUGAGCUCAGGCUUCGUCCUUCCCUGCAACCAAAGGAGGAAGCAGGAGAGGGUCUAGGUUAGCCAAAAGUGCCCUGUCAGUAGGGUGGUGCACGGGCCCCGGCCAGGGGCUGGAGUUUGGAGGGAGGCUGCUGCACAUAGGACACGGGUGGUGUAGGUGCUGACGGGAUAAAGUGGUGGGUCCCCAAUGAUCGGGAGAGCUUGCAUCAGUCGUCUGGGGUGCAGGGUCGUGACCUGCACCGUGUGUGUUUCAGGCCAGUAGUGCUUGGUACCGUGUUUUACAAACGUGCCAUUUAUUCCCCAGUUCAGUUUCAUGGUUUGCCCCUGUAAGAGGUGAUUUGGAAACGCUCCAAGCCUGCCCUCAAGCCCUCACCCAGUCUGGUGACAGCUCUACUAUGCUGUCCCAGGGGCAGUGCACAGCCCCCUCCCCUCGAUUUUCCCCUCCCUGCUGUUGAACUCCAAGUGCACAGCUCCCCCCCCUCUAUUUUCCCCUCCCUGCUGUUGAACUCCAGCCACCAGCACCUGGGCUGACUGUGCAGAGGGCCAGCAGGUACCCGGUAGGCAGGGACAGAAGCUCAGCGUGGCCCAACCCAGCUCCGUGGGAGCAAAAGGAGGCUAAUCUGCCCAUCCCCGCGGCAGCCUGCUCCUCCACCCCCAAUCAGCGUCUGAAGUCAACCCGCCGUCCUGUUCAUGACGUACGCCAGCGUGACACCUCGCAGAUCGGUGCCUGGGUCGCUGGGAGCAGAAGCUGCCAGGCUUGGGAAGCCGGCCACCGGCCCCUGCCGCCGCGCGCUGCGCUCCGAGCGGCGGGCACAGGGCUUGCCAUCUGCUGCGGGGGGGGGCCAGCCGGGACCCCCCUGCUCCGGCCCCACCGGGCACCCGGUAACGUCGUUCAGGUGUCAUUCUCCCUCCUUUACUUGCCGGCCACCUCCCCUCCCCGUCUUCCCCCGUUUCUCUGGCACAGACCCACGGGCGGGGGGGAUGCUCCCAGCUUGGCCGGGGUCCCUCUCCUGCUGAUUGCCGCUCACACUGUGUCGGUGGGUGGUGGUGGGAGGGAAGGCCAGCUCCCAGGCAAAGCGCCGGAGGUUGUUCCCUCCUCCAGACAGAGGCACACAGCUGACCCCCCCCCCCCGACCCCCAUCCUCAAAGCCCCUCAGUACUCCUUAGGGGUGGAUCUCACAGGAGAGGUAAAGGAUCCACACUGCACUUCCCAGCACAGAGUGACCUGCUAGUUACCGCUCUGCAGGGCAGUCCCACACCCACAGUGACCGGCCCUGAAGCUGACCAGUGACCCACCAACGACAGGACUGUUCGCGUUCAAUCUGCUGUUGCUGUCGGGGCUUUCAUUUUUACCAGUGUGCAUGGCGGUUGCAAUGGUUUCAGCCCUUGCCAACUGGCAGAUAGCGGACUGUUGGGUUUGGAUGUGGGGGAGUGGUGCAGGUUUGGGCUUUGGGCUUUGGCCAAGAGGUUGGUGGGAGGGAAGGCAGAGGGUUCUCCAGGCAGCAGCUACCUGUCCAGGCGCUCCCACGUGUGGCAGCCCAGGAGUGGGUUUGGAAGGUGCUCAGGUGGAGCUGCAGGAAGUGGAGCUGUGAGCAUCCUGGGAAGCAAGUCAACAGUUGUUCUGGUGAUGAUACAUUUUCCCAAGCCCCUUUCUUUCCAUCCCUGUUCCUCACUGGCUCUGGUGGCCAGUCCCUCCUCAUGUGUCUGCCAGCAUGUCUGAGGGAUCUCAUCGCUGCCCUCCCAGCACGAGCUUUCAUUGCACAACUGGCUGACCAGACGCAGCCCUGUACGUGGAACUAAAGACAGGCUUGCCCAGGACCAGGCCACCCCCAUUCGGCCCCCGCCCCACCCUUGCUGCUGGAGCUGUUCCUUCAUCAGCCUGAUGCUGAUCUGGGUCUUUUCUGCUGUUUCUGAACACGAGUUCUCAUCUCAUUCAGGUAUGUCAUUCAGUGGAAAUAUUUUGUAAAUGCAAAUAAAAAGAAAUAAAUCUAUUCAAUACCUCGGUCUCGAGGAUGGGAAGUAAGUAGUGGGAGACUCCUGGCUGGGGAGAUUUCACAGCUGCUGCUGCUGCUUAGGAUUUCUUGUAGCCCCUGGAGCAUCCGUGAAUAGUUGGGAAGGGAGCUACGCAGACGUGUGAGGGCUUGGGGCUGAACCCUGCCGACACCCCUCGUGCAGCCACCACCACCCGGGACAGCCUCACACUCCAUCCUCCCUGACUGAUAAGGGCGCGAUACGGCACAGGUAAAAGUCCUGUCAGCCGGGGGCCGGGGGCCAGCGGCACUGCGGGUGUCUGUGUCCAUCAGGCAGAGCAAGGCAGAAGCGGGUACGUGGCAAACACAUUCUUUUGUGAACACUGGGAAACAGUUUUUACUUUUCAACUCUGUCAAUAUGAUCUAGCUCUGUCUGUUUCUCUAUAUAUGUACAAACAGUAUAUCACAAUGUUGCCUUUUUUGUUGGAAAUAUCAAAGUACAAAGAUUGUAAACCAAAUCGGUGUAAUAAAAGUUUCAGAUGAUUCACUGA
Tyto alba (common barn owl) is the source of this 13329-nucleotide messenger RNA. RefSeq names its product transmembrane protein 151B (gene TMEM151B). The transcript is spliced from 2 exons. Lineage: Eukaryota; Metazoa; Chordata; Aves; Strigiformes; Tytonidae. Bases 389 to 1918 code for a protein of 509 amino acids. The record is from RefSeq and is a predicted model, not a curated record.